This is a messenger RNA of Penicillium verhagenii, 522 nucleotides long. RefSeq names its product cell wall mannoprotein 1 family protein. Lineage: Eukaryota; Fungi; Ascomycota; Eurotiomycetes; Eurotiales; Aspergillaceae. The record is from RefSeq and is a predicted model, not a curated record. The transcript is spliced from 2 exons. Bases 1 to 522 code for a protein of 173 amino acids. Gene Ontology annotation, cellular component: extracellular region.
AUGCUCCUCAAAACCAUCCUCGUUCUCGCCACUGCCACCAUUGGCAAUGUUCUAGCCAUAACAAAUAGCCAACAGACUGUUGAUAAUAUCAACGCGUUGACUAAAAAGACUCAAAUCGCAAAGCAGGCAUUGGAAAACUACAAUGGAGGCAUCUCUGGUGGCUUAUUGAUUGCCAGGGCCAUUUAUAAUGCCCACAGCUCUGCAGUGGCAGCGCGAAACAGCAUGGGCAGCUCCGACCCAUUUUCUGGCGAAGAUAGUGAUCUGACAUUGGACGCAUACAACCAAUUCACUCCCGUGCUUCUCAGUGCUUUGGAAGUCGCGCAAGUUAAGGCGCCUCUGGUUAAGAAUUCAGGGCUUGCAUACCCGGCUCAAGGCAUGAUCAGCAAUCUCUAUAAUGAAAAGAGCAGAUUUGAAGAAGCGAUGCAUGGCCAAUUGUCCAACGAACAUUCUCUCAUGAUCAAACCGUCGGUGGAUCAGAUAGACAGAGAAUUCAAGAAAACUCUGGAUUCAUUCAGCGACUAG